ACAUUUUUAUAAAAAUCAAGCAGUGAUGCAUCUCUCGAAUAGAAUAUAAUUUUUUUUUUCCUUAUUGCAUUGCAUCUCAAGGGGCUCCAUUUAAAUAUUUUCUACGCUAUUGAAACCCUGCACUUAGCCUCAAAUUUUCUGUGUGUUGCCAUUUGUCUAAUUAUCUGGCCCGCGGCCCUUAGAUUGCAGACCCAUGGGCUUUGCAAACCACCUCACGGCGGGGAGGAGUCCAGCAACCUUUUUUCGUGUGAUUAUCGCCCACGGGAUUCAAACCUGGGAACACGCUCAGAGUACAGCAAUCAAAUGUCCGAUGCACCAUCCGUCGAACAAAAACAGGUUUGGCAAAAUUGUCCCCCUAUCGCUUUCUUUGACUUUUUCGCCCCCUUCUGUAUCGCUUUUGCAGAUCGGGCGCAAUAUCGCCUAUAUUGGGAACAACUGAUCUAGACAAAUACUUAUUAUUAACUUAUUGACACAAUGUUUAAUGUCGUUUGUGAGCUGAACUAGUAAAGUUGAAGCUAAUUUGUAAUAGAUAAACGUGUGUUUGUGCAUUUUAUCCUGAUAAAAAACCAAACUAAUAUUUUUAGAUCUUAGUUUAACGAUUAAAUUGUAAGUGUCUGUUAAUGUAUGAAGAUGAAUUCGAAAGUAAUAGACCAGGCUAGAGCAAAACAGUCAGAUCGUCUCAUGACAUCAUAUGACAGGUUCAAAGAGAAAGGGUUUCUUUGCGAUUUCAACAUCAACGUUGGUGAAAUAUCAUUCCGAGUGCAUCGUACUGUCUUGGCAGCCUCUUCAGAAUAUUUUGAAUCCAUGUUUUCAAGCAACUUGAAGGAAGUUCAUGAUGGUCACGUUAAUAUGAAGGAUGUCAAUCAGAAUGGGAUCGCACAAUGUGUAGAGUUCAUGUAUAAAGGAAAGGCAGAUUUGAAAAUAGAAAACAUUCAGCAUAUCCUGCAUGCUUCCAAUCUUUUACAAAUGGAGGAAUUAACGAAUCUUUGUUUUCAAUUCUUGGAAAUUAACAUUUCUCCAAUAAAUUGUCUCUCUGUAAUCAACUUGGCCCAAAUGUACGAUCGUCUUGAUAUAAAACAACAAGCCGUACAGGUCGUGAUUGAUAAUUUCGAAUCUGUUAUUUCUUCCGAGAUGUUUCCAUUCAUCACCAAAUCAGAUCUCUUGCAUUACAUAAGUAACCAGACUUACCAAACAUUAUGGAAAGCUGUGGUAACAUGGGCAAAAGGAAAAGAUAAUGUAGAUGUUUCUGAACUCUUCAAGAUCGAGCAAUUUCCCUUCAAAUUUCUUCUGGAAACUGUCCUCAAAGAACCCAUUGUUAAGAACAAUAAAACAGCUGAGAAAUCCGUAAUCACUGCAUUGUUUUCUGAUGUCAAAAAACUUGAGACAAACCUUGAUAUUGACAACUGCUUUAUCUUGAAGAAUCUCUCUGAAACCAAUCAAACUCCUAAACAAACGACAGUAAAAGAUUCCAUUAUUCUAUUCUUGGAGACAAAUUUUGAACAAAUUAGCAAGAAAAAGGAAUUUCUUGAUAUCAGCAAGGACGACAUACUGAGACUUUUCAAAUAUUCAGAAACAAAGUAUUCUUCUGAAGCUAUCAAAUAUGAGGGGAUGAUGAAAUGGGUGAAACAUGAUGUCAAAAACAGAAGAAAAAUCUUCCAAGAUCUAUUUAGCUUGCUGAAACUUGGAGAUUUAUCUCUCGAAUUCCUAAAAGAGACAGUUCGAAUUGAACCCUUAGUGAAAAAAUCAGAUAAAUGCAAUGAUUUGCUUAUCGAUGAAAUAUUUUCACGAGCAUCUUUAAAAGCUGAAGAAAAGCCGAAGGCAGAGCAACCUUUGGCUCUACCUGUUUCAAGCUCUUUAAAGGAUGAUGAGGAAGGAUAUUCUGCAUCUGGUUAUGGCACUGCCAGUUCCAGACCAGCUAAUGGUUCUGUAGUACGAAGCGCUCCAGAGAAGGAAGUUGUAAAAGUCAAAGAAGAGUUUGAAGAAAGAAUGAAGCAGAUGGAAUUAAAAUAUGAACAAGAAAAGAGGAAAAUGGAGAAAGAGAUAGAAAGGCUUAAAGGGAAAACCAAGGGUGCAGAAUCUCAGUCUUCAAGUCAAACUAAAUCUGGUCUAAGAAUCAUCAACCAACAACCAUCUGAUGGGAAGUGGUCAUGGGAUUGGUUGCAAGAAUCACUGCCAGGAUAUGAAGGAGAGGAGACUUUUGUCAUCACCUACUCAUUUCCUGCUGGAAGUCUGAAGGUGAGUUAUGAAACAAAUUUAUUUGUCGGUUGAGAAAUAAAUUAUAGAUUUAUUGAAAUCAAGAUUCUUAUUCAAGAAGGUUGUUGUUCUUAAUAUUAAUCCCCAUUGCACAUCAGCAUAUUUGAACAUCGAUUGAUUUAAAUUUCUUUCCUGAGUUAUUUAAAUACCAGUGCAAUAAAUGAAGAAUCAC
Styela clava is the source of this 2425-nucleotide messenger RNA. NCBI's taxonomy places the organism in Eukaryota, Metazoa, Chordata, Ascidiacea, Stolidobranchia, Styelidae. The record is from RefSeq and is a predicted model, not a curated record.